Helobdella robusta is the source of this 459-nucleotide messenger RNA. RefSeq lists its product as hypothetical. The record is from RefSeq and is a predicted model, not a curated record. Lineage: Eukaryota; Metazoa; Annelida; Clitellata; Rhynchobdellida; Glossiphoniidae. The transcript has 2 exons. The coding region runs from base 1 to 459 and encodes 152 amino acids.
AUGGAUUCAACUGAAGAAACGCCACUGUUGAACAAUAAAUUAACUCUGGGCGACAAAAUGCGACAAACUUUAAUUUGUAUUAACUUCAAUUUACAAAGAAUUUUAAAGUUUUUGAAUCAUAUUUUCUGCAAAAGAUUUGGUGUAUCUAAAGAGAAACACGUUGGAUCAAUUGAAUUGACCUGGAACCUGUUGCAAUGUAAAAGAAUCAAACCAAAUUUCCUCAUUCGACCAAAAGUGUUUUACCUAGCAGUCCUCGCCUCAUCCAAGCGCCACAAAAUUGACAGAGUUUCAUUGAAACGUAAGAACAAGUUGUGGAGGUCCAAGUUUUGUAAAGUCAAGCCCUCAACUUACAAAAAUCGUCUGCACUUUAGAAAAAACAAUUAUAGAGAAAUACGAGAAGAAUUUAAGCCAAAGUUAAAAUUAAGUAAAAGCCUUCUCAAAAUUUUUAACCAAAAUUAG